Lentinula edodes (shiitake mushroom) is the source of this 297-nucleotide messenger RNA. RefSeq lists its product as uncharacterized. The coding region runs from base 1 to 297 and encodes 98 amino acids. The record is from RefSeq and is a predicted model, not a curated record. NCBI's taxonomy places the organism in Eukaryota, Fungi, Basidiomycota, Agaricomycetes, Agaricales, Omphalotaceae. The transcript has 4 exons.
AUGUCGAUCAACUUCCGCAGAAACUUCAUGAAGAACUGGUUCGCUGUCGAGGUAGGACUUAUUCCUCCGUCGCUGGGCCAAGCUGAUGAUUGUCAACAGGCAAUCCCAAUUUGGUGCAUUGUUGCUACUGUUGUCUCGGGCGGAACAUGGUUCAUGGCUCGUUCUGCCAUGGGUCCUACAAUCCAAUGGACGAAAACGAAUCCUACUCCCUGGAACGAUAUCAGGCCACAUCAAGGCACUAAGCUCCUACAGGUACAGUCAAAGUUCGACCAACGAUGGGUAAGAGAAAAGCUAUAG